ACAAAGGUAUAAAAUCCAAGAAAAUAAACAAACCCUAAUUUAACACUUGACGGCAAAAGAAAAAGAAAGAAAAAGAAAAAUCACCGGAGCUUCUACAAAUCAUCUCCAUUACUCUCUGCUUUCAACUUGGAAAAUGGAGGAAAGUGUUUUUAUUUCUAAAAUAUUAAAUGAUUUUAGUGGUGAUGAUUAUUUGAUGGUUGAAAAAUUACUAAAUUUGCGUUCUGAGUCUUUGGCUAAACAAUUUAAAGAUGAUGUUUCUUGUGUUCUUCGUUCCAACAACCUUAAAUCUGUGGGUGUUUAUUGCAACAAUGAUUCUGGGUCGAAAACAGCCGAAAUCAAGCGAUCAAAGGUAAAUGAUUGUGGUAGUCUUAAGUUUUCUAUGCUUGAAUCAAAGAAUCAUGAGGUUGCUGCUUGUAAACCCGAUCAGCGUGUUGGGAAAAUGAUUCUCAAGAUAAGAAAAAGUGAUUUAAUGGCAAGAGUUGAUUUUGGAAAUGUUGGUACAAAGACCCAUGAAGCGGCUUCUGAGAAAUGUUUGUCCGGUGAGGGUUUUGAGAAGAAACACAAUCAUGAGAUUGCUUCUUGUAGACCCGAUGAGAGUGUUGGGAAAAGGGUUAUCAAGAUAAGAACAAAUGAUCGAUCAAUGGGAGUUGAUUUUGACAAUGUUGGUACAAAGACUCAUGAGGCUGCUGCCGAGAAAUGUUUGUCCGGUGAGGGUUCUGAGAAGAAACACUAUCAUGAGGUUGCUGCUUGUAGACGCGAUGAGAGUGUUGGGAAGGGGAUUAUCAAGAUAAGACCAAAUGAUCGAUCGCUGAGAGUUGAUUUUGGCAAUGUUGGUACAAAGACUCAUGAGGCGGCUCCCGAGAAAUGUUUGUCCGGUGAGGGUUCUGAGAAGAAACAUAAUCAUGAGGUUGCUGCUUGUAGACGCGAUGAAAGUGUUGGGAAAGGGAUUAUCAAGAUAAGAACAGGUGAUCAUCGAUCGCUGAGAGUUGAUUUUGGCAAUGUUGAUAUGAAGAAUCAUGAGGCAGCUGCCGAGGGAACUUCAUCAGAUGAGGGUUCCAAGAAGGAAAUGAAGAAAAGAAAAGCUAAGGAUGAAAGAUCAAGCAAACCGUCAAAGAAACAUAAGAACCUCGGAAACAAUGAUAAUGUUAAUGACCAGAUAGAAGAAGAGUACCCUGAGCUUCCAUUGGCAUUUAAAGAAAAGAUUGAAGAAAUGGAAGGUAGUGAGGUGAAAUUGGUGAUCCAGAAGGAACUAACUGCGAGUGACGUGGACAAAAGCAAAAGCCGCUUCUCCAUUCCCAUAAAGAAGAUGAUUAAAGAUUGUAAAUUUUUGAGACUAGAAGAGGAAUCGUCUUUGGAUUAUGUGCGUCAAAAGAAAACAGAUGGGAAGAAGCUUGAUGGUUUUUUAGUGUCUGUGUUGGAUCCGAAUCUUAUACUCCACGAUGGUAUUUGCUUCAAGAAGUGGAAAAUGGCGAAGAAUACUGAGAUUUACAAUCUCACAAAAAAAUGGAAUGAUCUUGUAGCAAAAAACCUUUUCAAAGAAAACGAAAAGGUGCAACUCUGGUCUUUCAGAAGUCAUCAAAAGCUCUACUUUGCACUCGUCAAGCUCCAGCCAAGAUCGAUUAAUCAAUGAUGCUGAUGCGCGUACUUUUAUAUAUAGUCUUAAAAUUCUCAGUAUUUAGACUUUUUUUUGCUUUAUUUACUUGCAUUAGAAUUGUAUAUAUACUCGGAUAUUAUUAAUAGUAGAAGAGUUUAUGGACUAGAUCUUAG
Molecule: messenger RNA, 1767 nt
Organism: Trifolium pratense (red clover)
Lineage: Eukaryota; Viridiplantae; Streptophyta; Magnoliopsida; Fabales; Fabaceae
Exons: 1
Coding region: 134-1630 (498 amino acids)
Molecular function (GO): DNA binding
Source: RefSeq, a predicted model, not a curated record